GCGGCGCCGACGGCGAGGCCGCUCCCCGCGCCCGCCCCUCGCAGCCGGCGCGGGGCAGCGGCGCCGGUGGCGGGGAGCGACCGGGCGCUGCCGCCGGCGGGCGCCGCGCACAUGGCCUGUCUGAUGGCGGCUUUCUCCGCGGGCACCGCUGCGGCCUGGUACACAUCCCAUUGAUACCAGUGCGAGGUGCCCAUUCAGAUAGGAGGAAUGGAAAAAGUUCUGAUUUUGUGUGACUAAUGGAAAAGAAGAAAGCGGGCAGGCAGCAGGUCAUUGUCACACUCUGGAGAGGAGGGAGAAGUGAUUCAGUCAAAAAAAAUGCCAAGCAGAAUUGCACAGACUUCUGUGAUGGACAAAGUGUGAUAAAGAGUACCAGCAAUUCUGCUUCUACUAUGGCCGAGCCAAAGUCAGUGUGCGUUUCAGUGGAUGAAGCGGUCUCACAUGGCACAGAUAACCAAGAUGCUCGACUGAUGAAUGGGCAUUUAAAAAAAGUGGACAAUACUCUGACAGAAGCUCAUCGUUUCUCUUACCUGCCCCGCAGACCAGCUGUGAACAUUGAGUUUAAAGAACUGUCGUACUCUAUCCAGGAAGGGCCAUGGUGGAGGAAGAAGGGUUACAAGACCCUUUUGAAAGGGAUUUCAGGGAAAUUCAGCAGUGGAGAGCUUGUUGCAAUUAUGGGCCCUUCUGGCGCUGGGAAGUCGACACUCAUGAACAUUCUGGCAGGAUACAGAGAGACGGGAAUGAAAGGAGAAAUUCUCAUCAAUGGACAGCCUCGUGACCUGCGCUCUUUUCGCAAAGUCUCCUGUUACAUCAUGCAAGAUGACAUGCUUCUUCCUCAUCUUACUGUCCAAGAAGCUAUGAUGGUAUCUGCUCAUCUGAAACUUCAAGAGAAAGAUGAAGGAAGAAGGGAAAUGGUAAAGGAAAUACUGACGGCCCUCGGUUUGCUCACAUGUGCCAACACGAGGACUGGGAGUCUUUCUGGAGGCCAGAGGAAGCGUCUUGCCAUUGCUUUGGAGCUGGUGAACAAUCCUCCUGUCAUGUUUUUUGAUGAACCAACCAGUGGCUUGGAUAGUGCAUCAUGCUUUCAGGUUGUCUCUUUGAUGAAGGCUUUAGCCCAGGGGGGCAGGUCCAUCAUCUGCACGAUUCACCAGCCCAGUGCUAAACUGUUUGAGUUGUUUGAUCAGCUCUAUGUUUUAAGUCAAGGUCAAUGCAUUUACCGUGGGAAAGUAUUAAACCUUGUCCCUUACUUGAGAGAUUUGGGUUUAAAUUGUCCAACCUACCACAAUCCAGCAGAUUUUGUUAUGGAAGUCGCUUCUGGUGAGUACGGAGACCAGAACAGCCGGCUGGUCAGGGCAGUACGGGAGAGGAUAUGUGACACAGACUACAAGAGAGAUGUUGGUGAGAACGAGUUGAACCCCUUCCUCUGGCACCGGCCUUCUGAAGAGGAUUCGUCCUCCACAGAAGGCUGCCACAGCUUCUCUGCCAGCUGCCUAACCCAGUUCUGCAUCCUCUUCAAAAGGACUUUUCUCACCAUCAUGAGGGAUUCAGUCCUGACGCACUUGCGUAUCACCUCACACAUUGGAAUCGGACUGCUCAUUGGCUUGCUCUACUUAGGGAUUGGCAAUGAAGCUAAGAAGGUUCUCAGCAACUCUGGCUUCCUCUUUUUUUCCAUGUUGUUUCUUAUGUUUGCUGCGCUCAUGCCAACUGUCCUUACAUUUCCUCUUGAGAUGGGAGUGUUUCUUAGAGAGCAUCUGAACUACUGGUACAGCCUGAAAGCCUACUAUCUUGCUAAAACCAUGGCUGAUGUUCCUUUUCAGAUCAUGUUUCCUGUAGCUUACUGCAGCAUUGUGUACUGGAUGACCUCGCAGCCAUCUGAUGCACUCCGAUUUGUCCUCUUUGCGGCCUUGGGAACCAUGACGUCCCUGGUGGCUCAGUCACUGGGUCUUCUGAUAGGUGCAGCCUCUACAUCCCUCCAGGUGGCCACUUUUGUGGGCCCAGUUACUGCCAUUCCGGUGCUUCUGUUCUCCGGGUUUUUUGUCAGCUUUGAUACCAUUCCAACGUACCUCCAGUGGAUGUCCUACAUUUCCUAUGUCAGAUACGGGUUCGAAGGGGUUAUUCUCUCCAUCUAUGGACUGGAUCGAGAAGAUCUACAUUGUGACAAAGAUGAUACUUGCCAUUUUCAAAAAUCAGAGGCGAUUCUGAGAGAACUGGAUGUAGAAAAUGCCAAACUUUACCUGGACUUCAUUGUGCUCGGAAUUUUCUUCUUCUCUCUGCGCCUAAUUGCCUAUUUUGUUCUCAGAUACAAAAUCCGAGCAGAGAGGUAAAGGAAAAAACAACUAUAACAACGUAGUAGGAAAAAUUUUAGACAUGCAGUAGAGGGCACUUGACAUUGUCUCACUAUGGCAGGCUGGUCUCCAGUGCCCAGCUAGAUGCUGUUAUGACCUAGCCCAUAGAGAACCACAUUGGGAUAGCGGACAUGUAGUGUUAAGCCAAUCAGUCCAGUUGGGUUGGGUCAUGUUUUCAUUACACUUUCUAGCUCUAACUAGGAAGAAGAAAUAGAAGGGAAUUUUACAACACAGAAUUUCAAUACUGAGGCAGUGUAACUGUAACAAAAUACCUGGUUACAGGAACUUUGCUUCUGAAAACCAAUUCUGUGAUAAGGUAAUACUAGUCCUGGUAGCCAGAAUAGAAUAAUGUCAUCAUUAGGUGACGAGGUAAUGAGAUGCAAAAUGGGGGACGCAAAGAAAACAAGUUUCUCUCAUCUUUUUAAAUUCAGAGUUUCAUCCUUGCUGUUUUCUAUGUAUUAUUUUGCAAUUCUUUUCCACAGAAUUACCCCUUCUGGCCAAAAAUCUGUAAAUGUAUUAAUUAAUAAGAAAAAAAUAUCUUUUUAGUAUGGAUACUUUUUUAAAACAAAAAAAAAUCUAAAGUGAUUCAAGUCACUAUUUUUGUUUCUGUCUAAAUUUAGAAUUUGGUGCUUUACUUGUCGAGCUGGUCUCAUAUCUGAUAAUUGUAACGGUAGGAGGAAAAGGCAAAUUCUGAGUCUGCACUAAACCUGUGGUCCAUAUUUGGAAACAAGAGUAGAUAGCACAGGCAGGCAGGCAUGUUCAAGCUGUUGCUGAAUGAUUGAAAAAAUGUUUUUUUCAGUGUCUUAAAUCCUCCAUAUUUGUGAUAUUUAAAAUACUAACUCUGCUCAUUAUCCAUUUGAACUACCUCCUGUGAACGAAAACAGCAAAGCACUCCAGGGUUCAUUUUCUCUUAAAUUGUGAAAACAGAAUCUAUCCCUAAAGCCUGAGGGACUCUUAAAGUUUGAUGUCAUGCAAGAACUAUCCACAGCUCAAAGCCUGGGGUAUUACAUAAAAACACUUGCGACUGUCUCAUGUGGCAGUGCUCAAAAUACCUGUAACACCCUACAUGUAGGAUUCUCCUCUGAAUAUGCAAGGGCAGUGUAGUAGGACAGGGCUAAUUAUGCCAAGCAGUUUUGUUCUCAUCCAAGUCUACAUGCAUCACAUGGGCAUUAAUAGCUAAUUGAUCUAAACACCAAUGAAACCGUUACACGAGGCAUGCAUUUGUUUGCAUAUCUCAUCUUUGAAAACUUGACAGGGGGAAUCCUGGUUCCAAGGUGAAGUGAAUUUUGUCACUGAUUUUCAUGGGUUUUCAACCCAAAAUGAAAGUGUGGGACUCAUACCCAUGUUGGACACCCUGGUAAACUUUGCGAAUUCUACUACCGUUUGCAGUUACUGUAUGUUUACUGUAGUGUUGUAGAGAUCCAAGUCACACCUACAAAGUCUAUAAAUGCAUUAUUUCUAUCAGGAAGCUGAUACAAUUUUAAGAAGUCUUAUAGAUUGAAAGAAGCUCAGUGUCGGCAAACCACUCAGGAGCUCAGCAACUCAUGACAGUAGAGAAGUUGAAGAGAGACCUUUUGCAUCUGCUGAUCACUGGCAGUCACAAUUCACAGACUAUUUCUGAGGAGUCCGUGGCUACAUCUAUACUGCUAAACAGUGCCAGGGCCUGCUCUCUGGCCUUUAGGUCAACUUGCACAAUCUGCCUAUGUCCAUACUGUUAAUCCUCUGACUGAUAGGAAUGGUCCCUGGACUAUGCUAACUCCUGAACAGUGCCCAAACAUUGUCUGGAAGAGCUCUAAUGGGCUGGGCUGCAGCUCUGCCAUUUAACAGUAAAGGCAAUCGUUUUCCUUUUUUUUUGGCCCAUACUCAGGACUGCUUAAUUUACCAAUACAGACACAGACUAUGUGUAUCUCUAUUGAACUCCAAAUACUUGAGUUAAGCUGUGUUCUGGAAGACUGAAGUCAAGUCACAUCUUUUAGGAAGGUUAGUUGAACUUUCCCUGGAAGUAAGAUUCAUCUGUGAAAACAAGGUCAAUCUGCAGAAGCAAGAAAAAAAAAGGAAAAAAAAAUCCUUACACAACCUCUUUAUAUGGUGCAGGAGCCCACUGAUUUUUCAUAACGUCUCCUGAGGGCCAGUAGAGCUCUGAUGGGUUCUGCAGCAUUUCCAGGCAUAAUCAAAAGGAGGUAUGGGCCUACAUGGCUGUUGGAUAUGAGAAAUUAAGGAUUUGGGCUAUUCUAAAUAAUGUUCCUAAUUGUGAACAGUUUGUCAACAAAUCAGAAGCUGAAAUCUCAUGACAAAACAUUACUUGAUUAUUUCAGGACUCAAAAUAUUUGUUAAUAUUGCGAACUGUUCAAAUGCUGUUUGCAAACAGAUAAAAAACUACAUUUGCCAAAUGACUCUUUUGUUGCACACUGCUAGUCCAGCUGUAGGCUAGCUGGGUGUGAAAGUGUGACAUUCAUGGCAUUAAAUAUAUUCAGGGCAUAUGUUGUGUGUUUACCAACACUAACAUACCAAAUACCAGAUUGAAGAUCACUUGCAGUUUACCAGAUGGAAUAACCUUCUUGACAAGACUGAUAUUUCAGCACUGUUAACUUAGAUAAUGAAAAUGCCAUCUUCUCCCGUCUAGUCCCAGUCUAGCGGUAUGAGCUCCCUGGAUGCUGUCUUGUUAUCUGUGCCUAUACCUCCAUUUGUAGACAUUCGUGUUUUACUUCUUUAGUCUGCAACAUAUCCUCCUGUACUGUAACUUUCUAUUGUACUUUGGUAGCCAAAAGUCUGAUCCUCCAUGAGUGUUCCUAAGAAAAUGCAUGCUCUGGAAUAUCUUUGUCAUUCCUUUUUUGUUAAAUAUGCUUUUUCUCAGCCAUCUGCUGUAGAGCACUUAGUUGAAAGUUACUAUUCUAAGGAACACUUUCAGACUGUAGUAUCCCAGUAAAGAAAUAAGUUAAGUCUGUUGAAACUCAGUGCUAUACAUAAAUGAGAUAAUCAUUUUUUCCUUCCUUAGCUCUAAAAUUGACAAAUGAUGUCUCAUCUGCUGUUACUCUGGGAUAGAAAUAUUUUAAGUUUAUCCCAAUUAUAUUUUUGUAUGCUGCAAAGUUUUUACCAUACACUCAACUUGAUCUUUUCCCCUUUAUAUGGAAGUAAAUUCUAAUAGGCUGGUAUAAAAAGCAUUCCAAUAUUGAUGGGUUGAGCUUGCAUGUUCUGGAGUGUAAGCAAGAACAUUGCCAAACUCUGGAGGCUUCAUGCUGAAGAAUAAGGAAGCCAACAAGAUUCUAAAAACAUCAGAUCCUCAGCUGAUAUAACUAACUAUAAAUUAUUUGAAAUCAAUGCCAUUAUGACCAUUUGAACCAGGUCACAAUCUGGCUAAAAACUGCAUGAGAGGCACAAAGAUUUUUUAAAGAUCUCUUGAAGACUGAAUGUAUGAUUUCUGUUGUGACUGCUAGAAGGCUUUAGUAUUCUGUUGGCUUCCUUGUUUUAUUUUGACAUGUUUUGUGCAAUUAUAUUGUGACACGUUGCUUUGGCUCCUCUAUGCAUCAGUUAAGACUUUUUGUGCUUCAGACGUUGAGGUUUUUUGUUUUGGCUGAAACAAAUAUUGUCUGAGAAGGCCUGAAAGUUUUAAAAAAUAGUUUUAAGAUUUAUUAUUUAUAAUUAAAUAAAAGAUUUGGAAAAUCGAUUCUACUCAUAAGAAUUUGAGAAAAUUCCAUCUUUAUGGAUGAAGGGGAGUAGCAAAAAAUGUCUGGUGCUGAAAUUCUGUUCACUUUUUAAUAUUUAGAGCUCAAAAUAUCUCUUUUCUCAUUAAAGGAGAGGAAAAUGUAUCUAUAAAAAAGAGAAAGCUGGUUAUGUAAGUGUGAGACAAUGAACACUUGAGUCCAAGGAAGUGGACAUACCAGAUGACCGGCACGUCGAUCUUCUAUUUUGUGUCAAUGUCUGUAUUGACAACAGAAAUGAGUGUUUUGCUAAACAUUUGGUUUUAGAAAGAAGUGUGAUGAUACAUACUGACCUGUACAAUCCCAUGAUUCUCACAGAAAGAGGUCCUAUCUACUGUCCUAUCUACUCAAUGUGAGAUAGAUGUCUCCUUUUUAAUGGGAUCCUUUGAGACCCUGUUCCAGCAAAGUACUUAAGUACGUUAGUAACUUUUAACAUCUCUGUUGUCCCAUCUGAAUCAAAGAAACAAUUAAUGUCUUUAAAAUAAAGCCCAGGCUUAAGUGCUUUGCUGGUGAGGGCCAUAUUGCAUAAAAAGACUGAGAUGCUGGCUAUCUAAACAGACUCAGUGACAGUAGUGAGAAGCUCAUUUGCUUUGGGUUAGUCUCUAUGAAAUUACAGCAUUACACUAAUCUUGAAGUAAUCUUUUUGAAUCACAAAAUACUUCUUUUGAGAGGGAGAAGAGAAUGAAAACCAAGCAUAGAGAAGAGUGUAUCUUUUUCUGUAUAUUUACUGUGGCUUUUCACAGUUGCUUUUGUUAUCUGCAAAGUUUUGGUAGGGAAGAAAAUGAGCUAAGUUUUUUUUUUCCUGCAGGUCUGCUUUAUACUUUAAAAAUGUCAGCACUUAUUUUUACUUCCCAGAACUAAGCAUGAUGGGAUCUUAAUUUUUUCAGUGUAACUUUUAUUGAAAUACAGUUUUAUUCUGUAUCCUGCUCUGUAACAAUCAUAUUCAGGAAGAGUAACACAUGACAGAGCAAGAGAGUUCAGAUGCACUGAGCUUGCAUGUCCAAACAACUUCCCAGAAAAUCCAUGUGAGAAGGUUGCAAACCAUGUGCACACUUCUUUCUUCUGCAGCCUCCCACAAUCCCUUUGCCACCAAGUUGUAGUUCCGGUCUCAUUUCAUGGCUGUGUGGGGGAGAGGGUCACGUGUAUUUGUCCUGCCUAAUGCAAGAGAGCACCCUACCGCUGCAGGGCUUGUUGUUAUGUCGUUAUCACUGGGUGAAAGGUAGUCCUGUGAGGUUUAAUAAGAAGGUAGUGUUUGACCCUAUGGAUCUGCUCUGAUCCUCCUUGACCUUAGUGCUGCAGGAGCUGGCCUCGAGUCUUCUUUGUAGGGGCUGCAUACAGCAUUUUCUGUCCCAGUCUGGCACUGACUCAGCUAUGGUGUUUCCUCAUUCAUGGAAGAUUUUGAACACACACACAUCGGUGUCUUGGAUUGGGUGAGAUUUAGGCACGCACAGGUACUUUCCUGAACAGGAUAGCUCUUUGGAUGAGCUGUGUUUGUUUUGGGCCAAGCUUUGUGAGUUAGUGUGAACAUGGUUAGAAAAGGCAUUGGUUGCAGAAGUGGCAGCAAGGCAGAGCUGCCUCCCAAGUGCGAGGAUGGAGGUCAGGGUGCUGUGCACGGGCCUGGCUGAAAAGAUCUAGCUGUGGAGGGAGAGGGAAUGAUGUGCAUGCUACUUUUAACUAUGGUUAUCCUGACUUGGCCAAGGAAAUCCAAUUCUUUUUUGCUUUUAUGUUCUAUCAACUGAAUAGUGUUUUUGGAGAUGGUUUAUCUUACCAUAGUUGUCUAAAAAUGCGAGGCCCAGUCUUAAGUUCAUCAUCUGCAUUUCUCUGUAGUAAAAUGAAAGAAACAGACACCUCCAGAAAAAAUGGGCCUGACUUACCUCAGCCACCUGUCCCUUAGCGAGAGGAAGAGUGGAGAGUCAUUGCAAACUCAAAGCAGGUGACUGACUUAGGUGAGACACCAACAUGAGAGCUACAGUGAAAUGAGACAAAUCCUGCUCUUCCAGGCCGCAAUAGUUCAUAGCCCUAUACUUACCAGCCCUGGAGUGAAGUAUUUUUCAGGAAGUUUGUCUCUAGGUUCGUUUCCUUGUUACAGUUGGCAGUGGUUCCUGACGUUGCAUUUGUGUUGUACUGUGGGGAUCUAAAUGUGAAGUUAAACCGUAUAGUGAUUAAUAUAACAAAACCGAUUUUGAUCUGGCCUUUGACCUGCUCCGUCUGUAGCACUGGACAACUUUUAUUUUCAGUCGUUCUGUGUGUUGGUUGCUGUUUAAUCCUGCGUACUGGGACAUAGUGUCUUUCUUAGCGCCAUGACACCAGUGCUUGGACAUUAAACUCUGCAAUUUUUCACUGGCCUUUUUGCACUGAGGAAGCCUAACCUCGUGCUCAGCACGCCCAUAGGCAGCAGCGAUGCAAAGCCUGUCAGUGCACUUUGGAGCCCAACCAGUAACAGCUGUUUGCCUAGUGGCAGGUAUGACCUCUCUAGGCAGUGGAGACGAGAGAGGCACUCACAGAAGGAAGGUGUUACACUGAUCCUAACAUCUCAUUUAUGAUCUUUCCUAAGCACCUGCUUUGUGCCCAGCCCACGACAGGAUUCAGACCUAGAAGUUUGACAGAAAAAAGUAUGGUCCACUGAGAUGUUUUGCCCUUGUAGAGUAUGCAACUCUUGCACUGACUGCUGAGGGAGCCUUGGCAAGUACCUUUGAUUAGCUGCCCACCUGUGGACAGUUCAAGUUAAGGGAGAUGAGUUCCUGUACAUUUAAACAUUGGUUAAAGCUUUGGAGCUUAGAGUUUUGGAGCAGUAAGGUCAAGCAAUUCAUUGCUAAAAUGGAAACUUUUGACAAAACUGGUCUUGGACUGUGGUACCCAUGUACCACAGCAUACUUGGACAAGCAGAUGUGUGGUAAUUUACAUUACUCUGUUUAUAUAGCCCUGCUGUAAGUUAGAGAAAGGUCAGGAUUUCACUCUGAACUCUGACGGUUAUGACUGUUCAUCCCUUUAAUGUUCACACAGGGAAGCAAAGAAUCCUGCCAAAAGCAGGAAUAUUAGAAAACGUUGAGGCUCCUCCAGAGCAGGGUAACUGUGGUGGAUGUUGUCUCUGUAUUUCUGUGGAGUGGCUGUGAGUUGUAGCUGCAGAGAUACUGCCCCACAUGUUGUCCCCUUUUCUUUGAGGCCAUGAAUGAUGUUCCUGUGUGCAUCCAUUUUCAUACCUGAACACCCCAAUGGGGUGCAACUGCACGGCAAUUACAUUCCCACCGUUUUGUAUGGAAAGCUGUUUCUAAAGAACGAUAUUAACAAAGGCAUUUUGAAAAGCCUUUGGGACCUACAAGUAGGAAGAAAAUGACGCUGUGUCAGGUCUUCUCUAACAGUUGGUGACAGGCUGAUCAUUUCUGUGCCCGUGACACCAGUCCUAUUAAUUCUGCCACACAGCACUAGUGAGUGUAUAAAGUAAGUGCUGAGUGUCACUGAAGUUAAUGAUGGGCUUUGCUUGUCAGGGACAGGGUUGGUAGGUUUUUCCAGGAUCACCCCCUACUGUCCUGCUCUGAAAUACCUAUUUUCAUAAUACACAGAGAUCAUUUUAACAGAUCCCACUGAGUAGUUUUUGUAACCUUAGAUAUCAUUGUGCAUAUUACACACAUCCAAAAGUUGCAGUUUGAGCCUGCAAGCCUAACAGCUUUGCUUUUAAUUAUGUAUGUUAGCAUAUUUCUAUUUCUGUACACAUUUCAUGCUGAUUUUGUGAAAGAGGAGUGGUACUUAGAGCAUGAAAUCUAGUGUCUUUUUUUUCUUAUUAUUUUCACACCUUAUAGGGAACCAUAACUUUGGAAUUGUGGUUAAAGAUCUAAUUUGAAGUUGUCAGUUAUAGAGUCUUUAAGAGAUUUAGAUUACUGCUGAGACACAUGCCAUGAUUAUAAAACAAAGGGUGACCAGUCCAAAUUGGUAUCCUUUGGCAAAAGAAAUUCCCAUGGCUCAGCCUGCCAGCCCAGAUUUUGUGCAUUGUUUAUGCCCACAAGAUACAUCAAGAUUUUGUUAAGCAUUGGCUUUGCGUUGGACCUCUGAGCAGGUCAGUCCUUACUUAGCAAUUGCUUAUGUCCUUAUUUGCUGGGUAUUUGUGGUUACUGUCCACAUGGGUGGUAGAAAUGAGCUUUUUGAGAACAGUGCAAGAUAGUUUGAGAUAAGGAGCCAACUUUUUAAACUUCCAUGAGCUAGAGAAUACCUGAAGUUCUAGAUCUAAAGAUGUGCUUCUCUUCACUACCACUCUUUCAAGAAGAAAAAAAUCUAAAAUGUCUUUUUAAGCAGAUUGUGAGGCAACAAGGAAAUCUUAUUUUUAAAGUUGACAGGGCCUUUUACUACAGUGGCAUCUGUGAAGUCUUUUUUUUUUUUUUUAACCCUGCUUUAAUUUAUUUUAGAAAUACAUCUGAUCUAAUCAUUAUACAAACUCCGUUCUAUUACUUCAAAAAAGCAGCUUUCCUGGGUUCAAUGAUAGUUAUACCAACCCUUACAGAUGUGAAUGAGUUGCUGAACAAUUUAAGAAAAUAUUGAAAAAAUGCUCCUAAAUUGUGGUAAAAGUUAGUAAAUGAAAUUUAAAGAGAAAAUUACAUUGAUAUAUCUAAAAAGAAAGCAAAGAAGUCCUGAGGUAUAGCCAAGCCUUUACUUGUGUCGGUAAAGAUUUGUGCAAUAUCUUAUCUCAGUCAGUUGACCCUAUUGUGAGGUACUGCCCUUGAAUCUGUCAUUCAAUUAUUUAACAUUUGUUCUUUUGUUUUUAAAGCAAGAGUCAAUGCAAGUAACAUUUUAUAUCAGCGUGCUGAAGUGUGCAUAUUCUGUAUAUCUAAUAUGUAAUUGUUGUCUCUUGUUUCUGUAAUGCAUUUGCAUUACUAUGAAUCAAUUUUAUUAUGCUUCUCUAGAGACUAUUGCUGCCUGCACGCUGUGAUAUAUUUGCACUGUUGUAGAUAUAUAUAUAUAUGCAUACUUAUAUAUAAUGAUAUUAUAUCAACCAUGUCUUUUUCAGGUUGCUUGUUACCUUUGUAGUUUAUGCUUACUGGUACAGUGGACCUCAGUAAAAUGUGGGAUGUGGGGCAUUCUGAUGAUACAUUACAAUAAUAGAGAUAUCUUUGUAUAUUUCUGUAUACUUAAUACCCACGAGAGAUUUGUACGUGCAUUAUUUUCCAAACUAGGGCUUUGUUUUCUGAGGAUAGAGAACAUUUAUGAUAAUGUAACAAAAAAGAAUCAAAUAAAGUGUUAUUAUUUUCAGACAGA
This is a messenger RNA of Dromaius novaehollandiae (emu), 11284 nucleotides long. It is a transcript of the gene ABCG1, whose product is annotated as ATP binding cassette subfamily G member 1. The transcript is spliced from 16 exons. NCBI's taxonomy places the organism in Eukaryota, Metazoa, Chordata, Aves, Casuariiformes, Dromaiidae. Gene Ontology annotation, molecular function: ABC-type sterol transporter activity; ATP hydrolysis activity; ATP binding. Gene Ontology annotation, biological process: cholesterol efflux; transmembrane transport; cholesterol homeostasis. Gene Ontology annotation, cellular component: membrane. The record is from RefSeq and is a predicted model, not a curated record. Bases 237 to 2321 code for a protein of 694 amino acids.